AUCCAGAGAGAGAGAGAGAGAGAGAGAGAGAAAGAGAGAGAGCGAGGGGCGCAAGGCUACAUUGCAAGCUCUUUGCAAAAAUGGGGGACGACCGACCUUUUGUGUGCAGUGCUCCUGGCUGUGGACAGAGGUUUACCAAUGAAGACCACUUGGCCGUACACAAACACAAACACGAGAUGACACUGAAAUUUGGACCACCCAGGACCGACUCUGUCAUUAUAGCAGACCAGACACCUACUCCCACUCGCUUCCUAAAGAACUGUGAGGAGGUUGGUCUGUUCAACGAGCUGGCCAACUCCUUCGAUCAAGAAGAGGAGGAAAAGAGGGCCAAAAACUCUCUGGCUGCUGCCAACUCUGGGGCUUUGGACAUGACCGUGCAGACAUCAUCAGAAGUGAAGGUGAAAGAGGAGGAACCUGUAGAGGUCGACUCAUCGCCACCAGACAGCCCCGACUCUUUCUCUGGACAGUCUGACAGCAGCAGAGAGUAUCUGGUUAAAGGAAAGGACACCCCCCCCAGGAGUUCAGCCCCCACCCCUACUAUUGUGCGUCCAGGUUCCCUCCCAUUACACCUUGGCUUUGAUGCCCUCCAGCCCACAAUGCCAUCACCGACCUCUGUUAUCACACAGACACCACCCUCCAAUCGUACUCUGGGAAUGGAGAGAGGGUGGGACAGAGAUGGAGGCUUACAUCUCUACAGAGAAGCAACGGCACAAAGACUAAGUUCGCCAACCAGCCACUACCCCAUGAUGAUGCUUCCCUCUGGCCAGGCAGUGCCUUUGCUCCCUGGUCCUGUACAGAUACCCUCUGUCAUUAAUCUGGCCCGACCCUUGUGCAUGGUACCCAACAUUCCUGGGAUCCCUGGUCCUCCUCUGGGAGGCAGCAGCAGCGGCUCUAACUCCCCCUCUGGCUACAACAUCCACUCAGAGGCCAAGAUGCGUCUGAAGGCUGCUCUGUCCCAGCAUAGCCCGUCAGGACAGAGUAUGGGGAUGUUUUCCAUGGGCGGCAGCCCCAUGGUGCCUCAGAGGGCAGAGCAGAGCCAGCUGCUCGUCCAGCAGCCAGAUGCUCCAUCACCUGCACAACCACAGGUAUCACCCGCACAGCCUACAGGUGGGCGGCGGCGGCGGACGGUAGACGAUGACCCAGAUGAUCGAAGGCAGCGCUUCCUCGAGAGGAAUCGGGCCGCCGCUUCGCGCUGCAGACAGAAACGCAAACUGUGGGUCAGCUCCCUCGAGAAGAAGGCUGAGGAGCUCAACAACAUGAACGUCUCACUGGCGAAUGAAGUGUCUCUGUUGCGGAACGAGGUGGCUCAUUUGAAGCAGCUGCUGCUGGCUCACAAGGACUGUCCUGUUACCAACCUACAAAAGAAGACUGCCUACCUAAUGGCAGAGGAGAGCAUGAAAGACAGCUCAGAGCCCACAGGUUCUCCCGCCCCGGUGAUCCAGCACAGCUCCUUGGCGCCCAGCCACUCUGCAGGGCACAACGGCCUCAGCUCAAGGGCAGCGGCAGAGGCCAUGGCGAUGUCUGUGCUGGCAGGAAUGGGCCAGCAUCAGAGGGCGGAGAGUGGACCCUCUCAUAUUAUCAUGGCAUCAGCACAGUCUCAAUCUGCUGCCAGAUGAUGAGCGAUGCCACCAUGGCCAAGACUUGGCUCACCACGAGGGGAAAUAAGAGCAGAGGACACCCCCCUCCCCUCCCAUCUUCCUCAAUCUAGAAAUCCAAAUAUCUCAUAUUUUGCCCCGCCCCCUUUUCCUCUGCUCUCUCCGACCCUCCUGUGGAGCCAUCAUGCUGUGGCCUGGAGCUCAGCAGCAGCCUUCUGGGAACGGACUAAGACUUUUGAGAGAGCUUCCUGUUCACUUUGCCACAGACUACAGGGGCUGGACUCCAACCUCCACCACCCCCGCCCAACCAACCCUCGUUUCCCUUAAUGCCUUCCUUCUCAUCCCGCCUCACUCUCAGUCAAAAUGAGUCUCCACUGGACUGUCGGACUGCAUCACUCUUGAGUGGACUGUCAUAUCGAACUCCCCCCCAUUGACACGUACCACGAAUGUGCAUAGCUUGAAACACACACGUGUUGCAUAAACGCUCAUGAUCAAAUCAGACACCCAACAACACACACAACUUCACACUGUUUAGGGAAUAGUGCCUUUUACUCCUCGACUUUUUAGCCAUAUACACCCACACAAGCCAUCACUGCAUACGUCCAAAUAUAUCCCCAACUCCAAAGACACAGCAGCUGUCUAGACUUCCGUGACUUGGAUCUCAAAUGUUCACGUAAACCUUUUUGUAAAUGGUUCCACCUUAAGGCGAUCUCAACAUGGACCCAAAAUCUUACCUCAGUUACUCCCCUCUACGAUAGAAUUUAUAAACUGUGUGUGUGAUUGGCUCUGUGUGUAUGUAUUUAUGUACAUCAGAACAUAGCAGUUUGCCUACUCCUGAUCUAAUACAUUAAUAUUUAGAUUGUUAGCAUGUGACUUUUUUAUUAGGGUGUUCUUAUCUUGAUACAGUAUGUGCAGCUAUAUUUUUUUUAACUAAUUAGCACAUCCUCCCAGAUUAGCUCACCCAACCAAAAUACAUUGAACUACCCAAAUCAGUUUAGGGCCCUGAAAUAAUUUGGUUUGAGCAAUAAUUUUUCUGAACUGAAGGGAAUUUCACCUCUCCUCUCCUCUCCUUCUCCGAUUUCCUCUAAAAAAGGCAGUUUUACUGUUUAGUGGCUUGUAAGUGGAUGCCUUUUUUUCAUUUUCAUCUGAAACUUUUCUAGUGACUGUGUUUCUCAGUGUGGGCCCUGGACUUACUGUAACUGUUAUUUUCACACUUCUCAGGAUGGUUGCACAUCCUUGGUGCUCGCUGGAGGUGCAAUGAACCCCUUAUUGUCUUUAGCUCUUUACCAAACCUCAAGUAAGCCAUAAAAAAAAUCCGAUCUCUGAAUCUCCAAAGACCACCAGGUACUUGUCCUAGGGCGGGCGGUAAAAAGCUGGACUGUUAUUUUGCGAUUCAGAGGUCACAGUGACACAAUCAACAGUUUAUCACUGCUUGUUAUUUGCACUUACUCACAAUGUCACACACAAUUUCUGGUCAUUUUGCCUUAAGAUCACAUCUGUGCCUCAGAUAUCCCCUCCUUAGAACCUUAGCAAAAAUAAAUCCCCCCAAUUGUUAAUUUCAUCCAAUGAAAAAACAAUGUAUCAACCUAUCAUUGAAAGAUUCCUUUUGAACCUCUAAAAAUGAAAAAAUAUACUUUUGUGUCAUCUGGUGGUGGGACACAGCAAAGACUUCUUCACUGGUAAAAGCUUUGAGGGAGGAAAACGUCUUGUGACUUGUCUCCGAAUGACUUCAUUUUUUUAGAAAUCCCACAAAGAUAUUUUACCCAGAUAUCAAUAUAUUUUUUCCAUGAACACCUAUACGAGCGGUUUUCUUUUCUUGUUUAUUUUUCCUGUAUAUUCUUGUCCCUCUUCUGUCUGAUGUGAUCGUGUAUUUGCAAGAUGUGAUUUUUCAAAGACAAGAUAUCUGUCCAUUAACAUGAGGGCAUGUCUUUAUGCACUAAAAUAAUGCAAGUUUAUUAUUGCUUUGUAUUUCUGUUCAUUUAAGUAUUUGCAAUUCUCUUGGUCUGUGUUUUCAGAUGAUAUUUUUCUUUCUCUCCUCUGUACUGUAUAAAUGAAUGGGAAUUUGCUCAGAAACUUUAAUACUUUAAACCUUUGACUGAACCUUUUGUCCUGCAGUCCUGACGUCGAGCCCGGCAUUUUGUUGUACUUUGAAGCUGGCGCUAUAUUUGUCUGGCAGUCCCUUCUAGACGAUUGUUCGUAUGAAAUGAAAAUUUAAACUAUAUUUAGCUUUUAUGUUUUCAUGUAAUUCAUGUCAUCGGCACCUUUUUUGUCAUUUCUUUGUUUUCCUCCGUUGUGUUCUAUUUUCAGCUCUAUACAACUCAUCAUAAUGCUUCUGAUUGUACUGAUGAAUAUAGAAACAAAUUUCUAUAACACAGAUUUGUUUUUUUGUUUUCCCCAAAGAAACGAAACGUCAUUAGUCCUUUUUCAAAGAGAUUUUAUCCCCAUUGUUUUAUCCUCGCUAAGAUGAAUUUGGUCAUGUUUUUGAUGGUCCUUGUCUAACUUAUUUUUACUUAAUUGGUAAAAUAACUGUAAUCAUCACAGUCUUUGGCAUAUUGAUGUUAACUAGAAUUGUCAUGAGAAGAGCAAUUUAAAUGGAAAUGCAACAUUUUGAAAGUUGCACAUUGUGUUUAAAUGGUUUUUCACACUCCCAUUGUUGGACUGAUGUUUUCAGAAAUUGUCCUAUUGUACAUAUCUGUACUAUAUGAAUAUAUUAACUUUUCCAUGCAUGUCCAAGUGGAAUACUAUGAACACUUACGUACAGUGCUGCAGUUUUAAUUAAAGAAACUACAUCUUAAUGAAUAUCAAA
Messenger RNA from Limanda limanda (common dab), 4401 nucleotides. It is a transcript of the gene atf7a, whose product is annotated as activating transcription factor 7a. Bases 81 to 1616 code for a protein of 511 amino acids. Lineage: Eukaryota; Metazoa; Chordata; Actinopteri; Pleuronectiformes; Pleuronectidae. The record is from RefSeq and is a predicted model, not a curated record. Gene Ontology annotation, biological process: regulation of transcription by RNA polymerase II. The transcript has 13 exons. Gene Ontology annotation, molecular function: DNA-binding transcription factor activity, RNA polymerase II-specific; cAMP response element binding.